Molecule: messenger RNA, 1023 nt
Organism: Cyphellophora attinorum
Lineage: Eukaryota; Fungi; Ascomycota; Eurotiomycetes; Chaetothyriales; Cyphellophoraceae
Product: 3-dehydroshikimate dehydratase
Exons: 3
Coding region: 1-1023 (340 amino acids)
Source: RefSeq, a predicted model, not a curated record
AUGGCAACUUACCGUGGAGAGAAAGUCCGUUCAUGCUAUGCAACUUGCUCGAUCGGCCACAAGAAGGAACAUGACCUCCCAGCCAAGUUGGAAGCGAUCUCGGAGGCGGGCUUUGAGGCCAUCGAGCUAUCGAUGCCGGACAUUCUUUCUUACGGGCAGCAGACCAUAGGGAAGGAAGUCGAUCCCAAGGACUAUGCCACGCUGAAGCACGUUGGCCAAGAAAUUCGAAAGCUCUGCGAGCAGCACCGAUUGCACAUACUUAUGCUACAGCCAUUUGCGAACUUUGAGGGCUGGCCAGAAGGCUCGGAUGAGCGCAACGACGCCUUCGAUAGGGCAAAGGGGUGGUCGGGGAUCAUGGAAGCUAUCGGAAGCUCCGACGCCCCGAAUAUAACAGGAGAAUUUGACCGACUCGCGGCUGAUCUGGCUGAGCUCGCGGACAUCUUCGCCAAGAAGAAGCAGCGGAUCGCAUAUGAGAACUGGUGUUGGGCCACACAUGCUCCCGAUUGGAAGGAUGUUUGGACGAUUGUGCAGAAGGCCGAUCGAUCGAACAUAGGCUUGUGCCUUGACACGUUCCAAUCGGCAGGAGGCGAAUGGGCUGACCCUCGCACUUCGUCUGGUCGAGUGGAGAAGGACGAUGUCGAUAGCGCUUGGCAGAAGAGCUUGAGAGACCUGGCUGCCACUGUGCCACCCGAGAAGAUCUUCUUAUUGCAGAUCUCUGAUGCGUACAAGAUGGAGACACCGAUCAAGGACGAGGUGGAUGAGAGCGGGACGAGACCGCGAGGGCAGUGGAGUCACGAUUAUCGGCCGUUGCCUUAUGAUGGGGGAUAUCUGCCCGUGGAGGAUUUCACGAGGGCGGUGCUGAAUACAGGAUUCUGGGGUUGGUUCUCGAUGGAAGUGUUCGAUGGCAAGGCACCAGAGAAAUACCCUGAUGAUAUGGGCCCAUAUGCACAGAAGGCCAUGAUUGCGAUGAAGAAGCUGCUGCAGAACUGUGCAACAACAGAGGAAGUUGCUGACGUUGUUUAG